Molecule: messenger RNA, 8541 nt
Organism: Symbiodinium necroappetens
Lineage: Eukaryota; Dinophyceae; Suessiales; Symbiodiniaceae
Source: the annotation of a GenBank genome assembly
AUGCUGAUCGUGCCGACCCUCUUCGGCAUCAUCACGGUGAAUUUCUUCAUCGUGCAGUUGGCGCCCGGCGGUCCUAUCGAUCAGAUUAUCGCGCAGAUGACGGGUGAGGCGGUCGGCGCAAGCAGCCGCAUCGCUGGCGCUGCCGUUGAUACCGCGGCGACCGAGAUCACGUCGCAGUAUCCCGGUGCGGACGGCAUCGACCCGGCAAUGAUCACGGCGCUGGAAAAACAGUUCGGUUUCGACCGGCCGUUGCACGAGCGCUACCUGCAGAUGCUCUGGGAUUAUUUACGAUUCGAUCUGGGCGAGAGCUUCUAUCAGGACCGCCGGGUCGUCGACCUCGUGAUUGAGCGGUUUCCGGUGUCGAUCUCGCUGGGCCUGUGGUCGAUGCUCUUGACCUAUUUGAUUGCCAUUCCACUCGGUGUCGCCAAGGCAGUACGCGAUGGCAGCCGUUUCGACGUCUGGACCAGUGCCGCGAUUUUUGUCGGUUAUGCAAUGCCAGGAUUUCUGUUCGCGAUCCUGUUGAUCGUCUUGUUCGCGGGAGGCACCUAUUUAGAUCUGUUUCCGCUUAAAGGCAUCGUUUCUGAGAACUUUGCCGAGCUGUCGAUGGCUGGCAAGAUUGCCGACUAUUUCUGGCACAUGACGUUGCCGGUCGCUGCAUUGACGGUCGGUGGUUUCGCGACACUCACGAUGCUCACCAAGAACUCGUUCCUCGAGGAGUUGAGUAAGCAAUUUGUGCUGACCGCUCGCGCCAAGGGUUUGGACGAGCGUCGCGUCCUCUACGGCCACGUGUUCCGUAACGCCAUGCUCAUCAUUGUGGCGGGAUUCCCGGCAGCAUUAAUCGGCGUCCUGUUCACCGGGGCGCUCCUCAUCGAGGUGAUCUUCUCCCUGGAUGGGUUGGGCUUGCUCGGCUUCGAGGCGGCGUUAACGCGCGACUAUCCCAUCAUGUUCGGCACGCUGUAUGUGUUCACCCUGGUUGGACUGCUACACGCGGUGCUUAGUCUGACCCCACUGACUCGGCGCCGGCUCGCCAAUUUCCGCGCCAAUCGACGCGGGGUCUGGUCGCUCAGGAUCUUUCUCGUGCUGUUGGUGCUUGCGCUCUCCGCGGAAUUCAUCGCGAACGACAAACCGGUGUUGCUGAGCUUCCAUGACAAGUUGUAUAUGCCGGUUUUGUACAACUAUCCCGAAACCACCUUCGGCGGCGCGCUGCUUUCGGAAACCGACUACCGUGACCCCGAAGUCCGGGCCUUGAUCGAGAACGGUGGCGGCUGGAUGGUCUGGCCGCCGAUACCGUUCAGCUACGACACCAUCGAUUGGCAAAUCGGCGAGCCCGUGCCGUCGCCACCUUCAUCCCGUCACCUGCUCGGCACAGACGACGUCGCGCGCGAUGUGCUGGCGCGCAUCAUCUACGGCUUUCGGUUAUCGGUGCUGUUCGGCCUGUUGCUGACACUGCUGAGCUCCGUGAUCGGCAUCGGCGUUGGUGCAGUUCAAGGCUUCUUCGGUGGUUGGGUCGAUCUCCUCGGGCAGCGCCUGGUCGAAAUCUGGGCGGGAUUACCAAUGCUGUUCCUGCUCAUCAUCAUGGCGAGCCUCGUGCAGCCGAGCGUGUUCACGUUGCUCGGUCUGUUACUGUUGUUUAGCUGGAUGGCGUUGGUCGGGGUGGUCAGGGCGGAAUUCCUGCGCACCCGCAACUUCGAUUAUGUGCAAGCCUCGCGCGCGCUGGGUGUCUCGAAUUUCGACAUCAUGCGCCAGGACGUGCUGCCCAACGCGAUGGUCGCGGCAUUGACCUUUCUGCCGUUCAUUCUGACGGGCUCCAUCAUCACGUUGACCUCGCUGGACUUCCUCGGUUUUGGCCUGCCCGCUGGUUCACCCUCGCUGGGCGAGUUGCUUGCGCAGGGCAAGGCGAACCUGCAUGCCCCGUGGCUCGGCUUGUCUGGCUUCUUUGCGUUGCUGGUGAUGUUGACGUUGUUGAUUUUCGUCGGCGAGGCCGUGCGCGAUGCUAAACGCAUUGUGGAGGUCGACAACCUGGCGGUGGCGUUCCACGAAAAAACGGUCGUGCGUGAUGUGAGUUUCCACAUUGAACGGGGCGAGACGCUGGCCCUGGUCGGUGAAUCCGGUUCAGGCAAGUCGGUCACCGCCUUGUCGAUUCCACAAUUGUUGCCCUAUCCGCAGGCGCGUCAUGCAACAGGUUCCAUUCGCCUUGAUGGCAUCGAGAUGAUCGGUGCGUCCAAGGCGACGUUGCUGAAAAUGCGCGGUAACCGAGUGAGCAUGAUUUUUCAGGAACCGAUGACCUCGCUCAAUCCGCUGCACACGAUCGAGCGUCAAGUCGGUGAAAUUCUGUUCGUGCACCAGCGGCUGGGCCGGCAAGCGGUGCACAAACGCACGCUGGAGUUGUUGGAUCUCGUGGGUUUGCAACACGCGAGCGAACGGCUCAAUGCAUAUCCCCACGAGCUGUCCGGCGGCCAACGCCAGCGUGUCAUGAUUGCCAUGGCGCUGGCGAACGAGCCGGAUUUGUUGAUCGCUGAUGAACCGACUACCGCACUCGAUGUCACCAUUCAGGCGCAGAUAUUGAACUUGCUCAAAGAUCUGCAGAAACGGCUCGGCAUGGCCUUGCUGUUGAUCACCCACGACCUCGGCAUCGUGCGCAAGAUUGCCGAUAGGGUGUGCGUGAUGCACGAUGGUGUCAUCGUCGAAACGGCCCCGACCGAAAGCCUGUUCACUGCACCGACGCAUGACUAUACCCGGGCGCUCCUGACCGCGCAGCCCAAAGGCGCACCGGUUGUCGCCAUGCCGGAUGCGCCGCCGCUGCUGACCGCUACCGGAGUGUCCGUGCACUUCCCGAUCGGCAAAGGCUUUUUUUCGCGGAAACGGGUUUUGAAAGCCGUCGAUGAUGUCUCCAUCAAGAUCAAAGCCGGACACACAAUCGGCAUCGUCGGCGAAUCGGGCUCGGGUAAAACCACGCUCGGUAAAGCCUUGUUGCGGCUGGUUGCGAGCCAAGGGAGUGUCGUUUUCGACGGCGAUCAACUCGAUGGUCUGAGUGGUAACGCGUUGCGACCGUAUCGCCACCGGAUGCAGAUCGUCUUUCAGGACCCAUACGGCUCGUUGUCACCGCGCCGUUCGGUCCGCCAGAUUGUCGAGCAAGGCCUGCGCGUGCAUGAGCGGAUGCUCGACGACGCUGAACUGGCCACGUUGGUUGACCAGGCAUUGAUCGACGUCGGGCUCGAUCCGGCAGAUAAGGAACGUUAUCCCCACGAGUUUUCCGGCGGUCAACGGCAACGUAUCGCCAUCGCCCGAGCCAUCGUGCUGCGUCCCAGCCUGAUCAUUCUUGAUGAGCCGACCUCGGCGCUGGACAAGCCGGUGCAGGCGCAAGUGGUUGACCUGUUGCGCGAGCUGCAAACCCGCUACGGCUUGUCGUAUGUAUUCAUCAGCCACGAUUUGAAAGUGGUCCGCGCAUUGGCCAAUGAAGUAAUCGUGAUGAAAGAUGGCGUCAUCGUCGAGCAGGGCACGGCCGCGGAAAUCUUCGCUCAUCCCAAACAGGACUACACCAGGGCGUGCUGGCCGGCGAUCCUGACACUGCUGGUUGCCGGCUUCGGUGCGUUGCCGGUGCUGGGCGAGCGCGAAGCCGCGGCUGGCUCGUGGCAACACGGCCUAUCCUUCUACGGCGACUUCAAGUAUCCCCCGGGUUUCACUCACUUCGACUACGUCAACGCGGAUGCGCCCAAGGGCGGCAGACUGGUUCGCGCGAUCGCAGAGAACUUCAACAGCUUUACCCCGUUCAUCGUCAAAGGCAUCCCGGCCCCCGGGCUCGACGUGAUCAUCGAGCCCACUUUGUACGAUUCGCUGCUGCGGCCUUCGGGUGACGAGAUCGGGGUGUACUAUGGCAAUCUUGCAGAAGCCAUCGCCGUUGCAGACGACAUGACCGAGGUGCGUAUGCGGUUGCGGUCGGAAGCGCGUUGGCACGAUGGUGUGCCGGUGUCCGCUCGGGACGUGAAAUUCACCUUCGAGCAUAUUCGCGACAAUGCGAAUCCGGGUGUGAAGGCGGCGUACUUGUCGGUCAAACAGGUCGACGUCAUCAAUGAGAAAGAGGUGCGGUUUCAGUAUCGCUUUCCGGUCAACCUGAACGCCAUGAUGGCCCUCGGUAAAGUUGCCAUAUUGCCUGAGCACUACUGGCGCGACCGCGACAUCACUCAGACCACCACUGAACCUCCGUUGACGAGCGGGCCCUAUCGGAUUGGCCGCUUCGAGAUGGGCCGCUUCAUCGAAUUCGAGCGCGUAACUGACUACUGGGGCAAGGAUCUGGGCCUGCAUCGCGGCAGCUUCAACAUUGAUGUGCUGCGCUACGAAGUCUACCGCGACGCCACCGUACAGCGCGAAGCGUUGCGCAAAGGCCUGUUAGACGUAUUCUACGAGCCGAGCGCUGCUCAGUGGGUGACCGGAUACGAAAGUCAGCCUUUGCUGGUGCGCGAGCACUACGACUAUCAGCAUUACGCCGGAGUUAUCUCAGCGCUUGCCUUCAACUUGACGAUGGAGCGUUUUCAGGACGUGCGGGUUCGAGAAGCGCUGUCGCUCGCCUUCGAUUUCGACUGGAUGAACCGCGUGUUCGAUUACGGGGUUUAUGAGCGACCACGAAGCUACUUCCACGGCACCUAUCUGGCGGCGACGGGAAUGCCCUCCGCUGACGAGUUGGCGCUGCUCGAACCGUUUCGCGACCAGUUGCCUGCCCGCGUGUUUACCCAUGCACCGUUCGAGCCGGCAGCAAACGAGAGCAGGCGCGAACGGCUUGUCCGCGCCCAGGCGCUGCUCGCUGAAGCGGGCUGGCGUCACCGCGACGGGGUACUCGAGAAUGACGAAGGCGUGCCCUUCAAGGUGGAGUUUCUCGUCACGGGACAAGGCGGUCAACGCACACGCUUGCCUUAUGUCGAUCAAUUGCGUCGGCUCGGUAUCGACGCUGCCGUCCGACUGGUCGAAAGUGCGCAAUACAUCAAUCUUCGCCGCGACAACAAAGGCGACGCGGUUGCGGGGAGCCUGGCUGUGAGCAUACCGCCGAAUCAGGAAGUUCCGGCCUAUCUCAGCUCGGCAAGUCGAGGGUCCGCGAAUUUUGCUCAUCUGGCUUCACCAGUCGUCGACGCGUUGAUCGGGCACGUGCUGGGUGCGCGCAGCCGGGACGACCUGAUGGCCGCGUCGCGUGCACUCGAUCGCGUGCUGUACUGGCAGUUCUACUUCGUUCCCUUGCGGCUGGUCGACGGCAUCAACAUGGUCAUAUGGGACAAAUACGGCAAACCAGCAGAGCAAUCACGUGAUCUCGGCGGUUUCCCCAGCACCUGGUGGUGGGAUCCGGCGAAGGCGGCGCGUGUCUCUGAGCAACUGGCAGCCGCAGGCUACCGGGUCAUCGAUACGGACAUGCGUGGUCACGGCCGCAGUGUGCCGCUGGGUAAGGGUGACGCGGGCUAUGACGUUGCAACCGUGGCAGACGAUUUCGCCCGCGUCGCGGAUCAUCUUGGCAUCGACAGAUUCCAUCUGUUAACCCACGCCACCGGUGGUAUGGCGGGGCUGCACUUUGCCUGCCAUCACAGUGAUCGUUUGCUCAGCCUCAUGAGUACUGAUUCGGGCUCCGCGACCAUCCCAUCGGAUGAGUAUGCAGAUGAGCAAUUUGAAAAUCGCCCUUUUGAACUGCGUAAGACGCCGUUUAAAAAUCCAAUGGCUGACAAUCGGGAAACCAUGCUGGUUUUAGAUACGCUGAAACGAGCACGCAACAGCAGCGGGGGUCCUUUCCUGAAUCGCCUGAAUGCAAAUCCUGAGCCUGACCGUUGUUGGGCGGAAACGGCUGACAUUCUCGCUACCAGCACGUCGUUUCAUGUUGCGGACUUCAUGCGCCGUUUUUACACCAAUCCCGAUCCGAAAAUUGCGCAGCUGCGCCAGAUUCGAUGCCCUGUACUGCUGCUGCUUGGCGAACACGACGUGAUGUUUGUUAAACCGAACGAACUGAUGGCCCGUGUGAUACCCAAUGCAAAACAUGUGGUUAUGCCGGGCAUCAACGAGCGUUACUUUGACACGCUUCCCCCAGAUGCGAUUGCGGAUGAACUGCGGCCAGAGAUGGAGCGACUGGGCCUGGUUGACAACUGCCGUCAACUCGCCACCCAAGGUUGGACGGUGAUCGAAGAAGCGGCUUCAGCUGAAUUCAACGCCGCUUUCCGCGACAAGAUAUUGCAGCUGAGUAAAGGCGCAGGCGCCAAUAUGCUGCUCGCCAGGGAUGCGCUGUUCGCCGAGGCAAUACUCAAUCCGAAGCUGCUGGCCAUGGCGGAAUUUUCUGUUGGCCGUGGUUUCCUGCUCAGCCAGGUCGCCGCGAGCGUGCGUGGUAAAGGUGCAGCCAGCAUCGGUUUGCAUGCAGACAAUAACUGGAUUCCAGCCCCGUUUCCGGCGCACAACAUGUUGCUCACCGCCUGUUGGGCGUGUGAUGAAUACACGCAGGAAGGCGGCGCGACGUUAAUCGUGCCAGGCAGCAAUACGCUGCGCCGGCAUCCGGAUGAGGAAGAGACACAAGCGUGUGCUGGUGCCGUACCCAUUGAAUGCCCUGCGGGUUCGGUGGCUAUGUGGGACGGCAACCUCUGGCAUUCGAACUAUCCUCGCGACAUUGAUGGCGAGCGGGUGGUGUGCCACAUCACCUAUACCCGCUUGAUGUGUCGCCAGGUAGAAGACUACGAACCCUGGGCUGAUGAGCUCAUCGCGCUCGGUCUGAACGAUAACCUGCUCGAACUUGAAACCCAGGGGUUCACCGUAGUCAAAGGAGCUUUGUCGGAAGAUCAGAUCAACCGCGCUAAAUCCGCUAUCUUGCGUAGAGCGGAGAAGACUUCUGGCAAGAAAAUCGAUCCUGAUAAUGCCACCGCUGAAGACUUUCACGGCAUGAACUAUCUGCAUUACCUGAUCUUCGACGAUCCGGUGUUCCCGGAGAUCCUGCUGGAAGAGAAGCCGCAUGCACUGAUGCAAUACCUCCUUGGCGAAAGUUGUGUGCUUUCCUCUAUGGGCAGCCAUUUUCGUGGGCCGGGUGGCAUGCCGCUCCCUAUGCAUGCGGACGGAGUGUCCGUGGGUAUGACCGAGACAUCCCUGGUUGCAAACUGCAAUUACGCGCUGACGCCGUAUAACCAGGAAAACGGGGCGUUGGUUCUCGUGCCCAGCAGUCAUCGCAAAAAUCGGCAGCCGACCGCGCAUGAGAACUGGAUGGCCGGGCAUGAGACCGUGUUGGAGGUCAUGGCGAAAGAGCUACCACCGGAGGAAUUGGACGCGAUUGAAUGGACGCCGCCAGUCGGCGCGGUAACCAUGGAGAUUGAUCCGGGUGAUGCGGUGAUCUGGCACGGUAACACCUGGCAUGGCGGAUGGCGAAGGGAAGCGCCCGGCACGCGGAUUAAUCUCGCAGCCUAUUUCUGUCGUCCGCACUUAACUACCCAGGAGCGCCGCGGUGAUGAUCGUUAUCCGGAAGUCUUCGAACGCUUCGCCAAUGAACCGCGCUUUGCUCAACUGAUGGGAGAGAACAUCUACAACGGUUGGCGUGAAGAAGGAGGCAGCGUGGAAUACGUACAGCUUGGCCGCUCGGGGUUGCGGGUGAGCCCCCUUGUGCUGGGUACAGUAAAUUUCUCCUGGCUGACAGACGAGGCGGACUCGUUUGCAAUCAUGGAUCAUGCAUUGCAGCUUGGUGUCAAUUUCUUUGAUACAUCGAAUAACUACAACGCAGGUCAGACGGAGGCUUUGCUGGGGCGUUGGUUUGCGCAGGGUGGCGGACGGCGUGACCAGGUUGUGCUUGCCACCAAAGUCUAUUCGCCGCCGAACGAAUGGGCAUCACCGGAUGAAGCCAAGCGUACGGGAAGCUGGGUGGGCCCUAACGAAAGGGGUCUGUCUGCCAAAAAUAUUCGAGCAGCCGUGGAUGCCAGCCUCAAACGUUUGCAGACCGACUACAUCGAUGUGUACCAGACACACCAUGUUGACCGCCUAGUGCCCUGGGAUGAGCUGUGGCAAGCCAUGGAUAUUCUGGUCCAGCAAGGCAAGAUCCUUUAUGUAGGCAGUUCAAAUUAUGCCGGUUGGCACAUUGCACAGGCACAGGCUGUCGCCCAGCAGCGCGGCAGUUUUGGUUUUGUCAGUGAACAGAGCGUUUACAACCUGAUGAACCGUCACAUUGAGCUCGAGGUCGCUCCCGCGUGUGAUGCUUUGGGAUUAGGUCUGUUGACCUAUAGUCCUCUGGCGGGAGGGGUUCUGGGAGGACGCCUCCCUGAAGGUGAAGCAGGUCGUCGUUCGUUUAUGCCAAAUACCGAAGCUGAUCGUCUGCAGCGGUAUCUGGCCUUGUGUGAGGAUAUUGGCGAGUCGCCGGGAGACGUUGCAUUGGCCUGGGUUGCCGCCCAGCCCCAUAUUACCGCACCUAUCAUCGGGCCGCGGACCAUGGAUCAGUUUUCAGGCAGCGUCAAAGCCAUUGACAUACAGCUGAGUACAAGUGUGUUGGAGCAGCUUGAUGAGCUGUUCCCAGGACCCGGCGGUCCGGCACCUGAAGCCUAUUCGUGGUAG